CUUAUUCUUGAAAUUUUUGAAAAUGACAAGCAUUAAUCUAACUGAACCAGCGCCUGACAUUAUUCCCGAUAUCCUGUGUGAUGCUGCGUCCAAAAAGAGGUACCAGAGAGGAAGAUUUCUGGGCAAGGGUGGCUUCGCCAAAUGCUAUGAGCUGACAGAUCUAGACAAUGGACAAGUGUUUGCUGGAAAAAUUGUUUCCAAACAACUACUUGUUAAACCCCACCAAAAAGAUAAAAUGGCUCAGGAAAUAUCUAUUCAUCGUAGUCUCAAACAUGACCAUAUUGUUGGAUUCCACAGUUUCUUUGAAGACAGCAACUUUGUGUACAUAGUGUUGGAAUUAUGCAAAAGAAGGAGUUUGAUGGAGUUGCACAAGAGACGAAAAGCUGUUACUGAACCAGAAGCCAGAUACUUCAUGCACCAACUUCUUUUGGGUGUCAAGUACCUGCAUGAAAACAAAAUGAUUCAUAGAGAUCUCAAGCUUGGGAAUCUGUUCCUAAAUGACAACAUGGAACUUAAAAUUGGUGAUUUUGGUUUGGCAACCAAAUUAGAUUUUAAUGGAGAAAGGAAAAAAACAUUGUGUGGUACCCCCAACUAUAUUGCACCUGAGGUGUUGAACAAGAAAGGCCAUAGUUUUGAAGUUGACAUUUGGUCAAUGGGUUGCAUCUUGUAUACACUUCUGGUUGGCCGACCACCUUUUGAAACACAAUCACUCAAAGAUACCUAUAGCAAAAUUAAACGGAAUGAGUAUCAUAUUCCGUCUCGCAUUGGACCUCUUGCGCGAGCUCUUAUAACUCGCAUGUUACAGGGUGAUCCAAAUUGCAGACCUUCAGUCGAUGUCGUUUUGAAUGACGAAUUUAUGACUUGCGGGUACAUCCCAACACGCUUGCCUUUAUCAUGCCUCACGAUGGCCCCUAGAUUUGAUGCCAAACUGAACAGUAGUAUUAUUGCCGUUCGUCGUCCUUUGGGUGAAGUUAACAGAGUUCAACUACCUGGAACUGCCGAACAUCCACAAGAAGGAAUGCCUCCUACCAACGAUCUCAACAAUGCCGAAGAUGCCGCAGCUCUCUACACUGCCGGUCCUGCCCCUGAAAAGCUGCUUCGUGAUCUCCAACAACAACUUACCCGCCUUUUCGCUGCCAAACCCUCAGAAAAAUUCCCCCUCAUGAUGGAUGAAGCAGAAGAUCCAGGAUCGGUUCCUAUGGUCUGGAUUUCCAAAUGGGUAGACUAUUCUGACAAAUACGGAUUCGGCUACCAGUUGAGCGAUGACACAAUUGGUGUAAUUUUCAACGAUCUGACGAAACUUUUACUGUUGGUUGACGCAAAGACCAUUCAGUACGUCGAGCGCAAUGGAAACGAAUUGUAUUACACAAUGGAUCAACAUCCUCCUACCUUGAGUAAAAAGGUGAAAUUGCUUGCAUACUUUCGGUCGUACAUGCAAGAGCAUUUGAUUAAGACUGGCGCGUCAGUUGUGCCACGUGACGGUGAUGAGCAUCUUCGCUUACCUUUCCUGCGCCAAUGGUUCCGAACUUCGCGAGCUGUUGUCAUGCAUCUAACGAGUGGAACACUGCAGAUCAAUUAUUUUAAAGACCAUGUUAAAUUGAUCCUGUGUCCACUUAUGGGUGCUGUAACUGUCAUCGAUGAGCGGAAAAAUUUCCGCACUUUCAGAUUUUCUUUGCUAGCUGAACAUGGCUGCAACAGUGAUCUCUUACAUAGAUUGCAAUAUGCAAACGAAAAAUUACCUUUUUUGCUUUCGCCAUCAGACCCAUCCGAGAAGUAGAAAUUCAAACCUGGCUUUAAACAUAGAUUAUUUUUAAUCGUUGCGGCCUAAGAUCUAUCCUUCACAUUCGUCUCUUAAUUUUAUAUUGCUCAGAGAUGGCCUUAUUGACUUAAUUUAGCCGCCAAUUAAGUUAGUUGCCUUCUUCAAAUUUUAUCAUAAGUGUGAAAUUUCAAAAUCCCAUUCUAGAUUUAAUUCACAAGCCCAUUUUUAUUACGUCGCCUUUUUCCAAUUUUGAUUUAAACUGUAGUGCUUCCACUUCAUCUCAUUUUUGAAAUUGGAUUUAAUAUCCGUAUGUCUUGUCACCACCAGCAAACUGUUUUGUUCACAUAUUGAAACGACGACGGUCGGUUUACAAUAAUUCAUUCAUAAGUGCAUGUCUACCUCGGAUGAAUACGAUGUAAGAAUUCGCAAAGCCCUUUUCUUGCCUUAAACUUAAGAUUUUUUUUCUUCACGUGUAUCUUCCUACCCAUGACUAACAAGCAAUCCCCAUUGUACGUCUUAACUUUGCAAAGGAUUACACCACUCUUUAAAUAUCAA
This is a messenger RNA of Daphnia carinata, 2314 nucleotides long. RefSeq names its product serine/threonine-protein kinase PLK1-like. Gene Ontology annotation, biological process: protein phosphorylation; regulation of cytokinesis; mitotic cell cycle. Gene Ontology annotation, cellular component: cytoplasm; nucleus; centrosome. The transcript is spliced from 10 exons. The record is from RefSeq and is a predicted model, not a curated record. Bases 23 to 1777 code for a protein of 584 amino acids. Gene Ontology annotation, molecular function: protein binding; ATP binding; protein serine/threonine kinase activity. Lineage: Eukaryota; Metazoa; Arthropoda; Branchiopoda; Diplostraca; Daphniidae.